Molecule: messenger RNA, 2465 nt
Organism: Cannabis sativa
Lineage: Eukaryota; Viridiplantae; Streptophyta; Magnoliopsida; Rosales; Cannabaceae
Product: cytosolic endo-beta-N-acetylglucosaminidase 1
Exons: 11
Coding region: 120-2276 (718 amino acids)
Biological process (GO): protein deglycosylation
Cellular component (GO): cytoplasm
Molecular function (GO): mannosyl-glycoprotein endo-beta-N-acetylglucosaminidase activity
Source: RefSeq, a predicted model, not a curated record
AAAUGUGGUGAUUGGUGACACGUUGGCUCGGGAUAAAAUUCUGGCCACCUAACUCGGGAUGAAUAGCAUUUCUCUUACAUUAUAUACUUGUUCAAUCUUAUUUAAACCCACCAUCAACAAUGUUCUUGCAGAAACUUCUUACUCUAAUUCACCAAACUCUUAAAAAGCUCUUCUUAUUCAUCAUCAGAAAAAUGUCAACACCCACUUCAAUUCCAGAGCUCAAAUCACCCAAUCCAGACCCAGAGCUCAAAACACCACCAAGUUCAGACCCACAGCCCAAGUCACUUGCUUCUGAGCCCCCACCCUUCGACCCCACUCGACCAUCGGUGCCCGUGUCUUACCCGAUCAAAACCCUUGAAGAGCUUGAGUCGAGAUCUUACUUUGACUCAUUUCACUACCCAUUCAACAAAGCUUCGGUUCCAUUUCCACGUGGAGCGACGUCAUCGCCACCAGAUAGGCCUCAGCUGCUUGUGUGCCAUGAUAUGGCUGGUGGGUAUGGAGACGAUAAAUGGGUUCAGGGAGGGACUAAUGGCGAGGCUUAUUCUAUAUGGCAUUGGCAUCUCAUCGAUGUUUUUGUUUACUUCUCUCAUAAUCUUGUUGCUCUUCCUCCUGUUUCAUGGGUUAAUACAGCUCAUCAGCAUGGCGUUAAGGUACUGGCGACUUUCAUUGUCGAAUGGGAUGCAGGGAGAGCUAUUGCUGACAAGUUGCUUGAAACAGAAGAGUCAUCUCAAAUGUACGCUGAGAGGUUGACAGAGCUCGCUGUAGCUUUGGGCUUUGAUGGAUGGCUGCUCAAUAUGGAAGUUAAAUUGAACGUGAACCAAAUUCCUAAUUUGAAAACAUUUAUCAGCCAUUUGACCCAGACUAUGCAUUCGAAAAUUCCAGGCUCUUUAGUCAUAUGGUAUGACAGUGUCACAGUUGACGGCUCUGUUCUUUAUCAAAAUCAACUGACUGAAAAAAAUAAGCCUUUCUUUGAUAUUUGUGAUGGAAUCUUUCUCAAUUACUGGUGGCGGGAACACUAUCCUACUAGAUCAGCUGCUGUUGCCGGGAAUAGAAAGUACGAUGUCUACUUCGGCAUAGAUGUGUUUGGAAGGAACACUUUUGGCGGUGGACAUUGGAAUACAAGUUUCGCACUUGAUGUGCUGAAAAAGGGUGAUGUGUCAGCAGCUGUUUUUGCUCCUGGAUGGGUCUAUGAGACUAACCAACCACCAGAUUUUCAGACUGCUCAAAAUCAUUGGUGGAGCCUUGUGGAGAAAUCGUGGGGAAUAGCACAACGUUAUCCUAGAGUCCUACCAUUCUACUCUAAUUUCGAUCAGGGCCGGGGUCACCAUUUCUCUGUCGAUGGACUACAAGUUCUAGAUUCUUCAUGGAACAACCUUUCAUGUCAAGGUUUUCAGCCACUGCUUGAGUACAAGGACAGCUCUACCACAGAUGGCAUAAAAGUGCUUGUUGAUCUGAAGGAAGGAUCUUACAGAGGUGGAAGUAAUAUUACAUUCAAAGGAAGUCUUAAAGGCAGUGGCGAUUUCACAGCAAGACUCUUCCUGGGAGAGCUUCCUUUGGGGAACUCACCUCUUUACUUUACUUAUUCUGUAAAAUCUAAGGCAAAUUCUCUGCUUGGCCUAAAUCUCAAUUUCUCUUCUGGGGCAGGAGAGAAAAAGUCUGUACUUCUUGCACCAGCAAAAGUAGAUCAUCUCUCAGGCAAAUUUAGUACAGUGGUCACAACAUGUCAACUAGAAAAUCUUGGAGCUUCUUCAGAAUGGACCAUACAGGAGAGCAGCAUCUCACUUAGUGGACACACAUUAACAGAAAUCUCUGCUUAUUGCUACAGGUCUGACAAUCAGAUUGUGAAAUUAGACGACGAUAACACUUCAGAUCAAAGUACAGCCUCAGCUGAGUACUAUGCUGUGCUUGGCCACAUAACAGUUAAAAGUUCAGCACAGAAAUCAAAUUUUCCACCCUCUUCUUCGUGGGUUGUCGAGGGUGAACACAUCAAAUGGACUCCAUCCUCUGAGGAUUCUAUGACUGUGAGUGUAAAGAUUAUUUGGAAAUUGAAAGAUGGGAAUAAUUCUACAUUCCCAAAAUACAAUAUUUAUGCAAAGAAAGCAGAAUCAGCAAGUGAGUUCCUUGGAGUGGCGCGAGUUCAAGCGUUUUAUGUUGGUGACUAUGCAGUUCCCUCUGGUAGUUCUGGUGUCAAAUUUUUCAUUCAAGUGUGUGAUGUUGAUGGGAGCAGCCAGACACUAGAUGAUUCUCCUUCUCUCCUAUUGGAACCAACCACCUAAAGAUCACUCUCAUUAUUAUGUGUUACUAGUUCUUUUAUUAAAUCUUCAAUAAGCAGCAUUAUCUAAAAUAACAAUAAAAAUGCUUUAAUAAUGACUUUAAUAAAAAAUAUGAUGGUUCACAAAACCCAUCAAUUUAAAUUGUAUCUUUCCCACCUUGUGAAAAUAAAAAAUUGUAUCUUUCUUUCUUCA